UCUCUCUCUCUCUCUCUCUUAUACAAUUAUACACAAAAGACGGUACACUGUGUUUACUAUGUCGUCAGGCCGGAAAGAGGGUUUCGGCAAACAGAAUUCGACAGGGAAGAAACUCGAUGAUCAAUAUGGGCAGAGAAAAGGGUGCACAAGAAGCUGUGAUUUCAGGCUACCGAAGAGGUACGAAUUGGUUUCUCCGAUGAAAUAUCUGAAACAUGCGGUCGAGAAAGUGGCGGCAGUGGUUGCGCGUAUGGUUGCAACAAAGUCAUCGUCUCAUCGGAAUCAUAUUAAAGAAAGGGCAAAGCCAAGCGUUGCGCCGGUACUUGAUUCUCAGAGGGCUGAGGCCAUAGAUGACUGCAUUGAUUUCAUCAAGUCCUCAUCGUCUUUAUCGAUAUCCAAUUCGAAUUCAAUUUCUCACAAUUAGAGUAUACUAGCUAUAGUUUCUUUCUUUUGUAAAACUUGUAUUAUUUUUUACAUGUAUGUAUUUUUCGAUUAAUUGCAUCCCAUUUUUAGUUCUGAU
Messenger RNA from Erythranthe guttata (spotted monkey flower), 517 nucleotides. The record is from RefSeq and is a predicted model, not a curated record. Lineage: Eukaryota; Viridiplantae; Streptophyta; Magnoliopsida; Lamiales; Phrymaceae.